Messenger RNA from Cheilinus undulatus (humphead wrasse), 2177 nucleotides. RefSeq names its product oocyte zinc finger protein XlCOF20-like. Gene Ontology annotation, biological process: regulation of transcription by RNA polymerase II. Gene Ontology annotation, cellular component: nucleus. Bases 72 to 1484 code for a protein of 470 amino acids. The record is from RefSeq and is a predicted model, not a curated record. NCBI's taxonomy places the organism in Eukaryota, Metazoa, Chordata, Actinopteri, Labriformes, Labridae. Gene Ontology annotation, molecular function: DNA-binding transcription activator activity, RNA polymerase II-specific; RNA polymerase II cis-regulatory region sequence-specific DNA binding. The transcript is spliced from 2 exons.
UCACCGUUGGCGUGUUUGAGCGUUCAGAGUGGACUUUUCUCCUCCUUCUGCGACUCCUGGAUGUUUGUCAAAUGUCCGGGUUUCAGACUCUUUCAGUUUUCCCUGAUGAGGUCCAUCAGCUGUCAGUGAGUAAAGAAGCGGCAUGCCCUGAGCAGCAGGAGAAGAGUGAGCAUCUGAAAAUUAAAGAUGAACAUGAGGAUAUGUGGAGUGAUCAAGAGAAUGAGCAAACUCACAAGUUGGAAGAUGACAUCGCCAAGUUCACUUUUGUUCCUGUCCCUGUGAAGAAUGAAGUUGAUGAAGAGGAGCCUCAGUCUUCACAGCAUCCUCAAAAACAAACCAAAGAGUCAGCCAGGUAUUUUGAUCCAGAGAGAGAUUUACACCAACAUUCUGAGAUCAAGACUGAAGACUCUUCUGAUCCAGAGACUGAUGACAGUGCUGAUUGGAGGGAGAUGACAGAACACCAGUCAAGUUCAAAGUCAGUUGGGGAAAGCACAGAAACAAGCGCAAAGAUUCCAAAGAGAUUGUACAUCUACUCAGAGUGUGGAAAAAGAAUUAAGGGUGAAAAGGGUGUGAUUAGACGCAUGGUUGUUCAUACCAAAGAAAAACCCUUCCCCUGCUCUGUGUGUGGUCAGAGAUUUACAAGAAAAAAAAGUGUGACUUAUCAUAUGAGAAUUCACACAGGUGAAAAACCUUUUGUCUGCUCUGUUUGUGGCAAGAGAUUUACCCAAAAAUCAAAUUUAGCUACUCAUGUGAGAAUUCACACAGGAGAGAAACCAUUUGUCUGCUCUGAGUGUGGUCAGAGAUUUCCCCAAAAAACAAGUUUGGCUGCUCACAUGAGAAUUCACACAGGAGAGAAACCAUUUGUCUGCUCUGAAUGUGGUCAGAGAUUUCCCCAAAAAACAAGUUUAGCUAUUCACAUGAGAAUUCACACAGGAGAGAAACCAUUUGCUUGCUCUGUUUGUGGAAAAAGAUUUAAUUGGAAGGGACAUUUGACCACACACAUGGUUGUUCAUACAACACAAAAACCCUUCCCCUGCAUUGAGUGUGGUAAGAGAUUUUCCCAUAGAGACAGAACGAUGAAACACAUGCAAACUCAUAAAGGAGUAAAACCUUUUAUUUGCUCUGUGUGUAGCCAAGGAUUUACCCGAAGAGAAGGUUUAACUGUUCACAUGAGAAUUCAUACAGGAGAGAAACCAUUUGUCUGCCCUGAGUGUGGUCAGGGAUUUAGCCAAAGUGGAACUUUAACUGCUCACAUGAGAAUUCACACAGGAGAGAAACCAUUUGCUUGCUCUGAGUGUGGAAAAAGAUAUACACGUAAAAAAGGUUUAACCACACACAUGGUAGUUCAUGCUAAAGAAAAACCGUACCACUGCACUGAGUGUGGUCAGGGAUUUCCCCAUCGAGGCAGUAUGAUGAAACACAUGAAAUCUCACAACAAAGGAAAACCUUUGGUUUGCUCCGAUGAUGGUCAGAGAUUUACCUGAAAUAGAGGUUUAACUGGUCACAUGAGAAUUCACACAGGAGAGAAACCCUUUGUCUGCUGUGAGUGUGGCGGAAGAUAUACCCAUCAAGUGAGUUAGAACAGACGUAUGCAAUUUCAUACCAGAGAAAAACCCUUCAGCCGCUCUCAGUGUGGUGAGAGAUUUACCCCAAAAGGAAAUGUGACUGUGAACAAGUCCCCAAUGACAAUUACUACCUAAGACUGGUGAUAUCUGAUUUUUUUCUUUUAUCAAGGAUUUUAACUGUUCCCAUGAGUUGUUUGUCUAAAGUUCUAAAACCGUCACUGCAACUCACCUCUUACCCCUCGAUUGUAAACUUUCAAGGUUUUCCUUAGAAUUGUUAAUGCCUUCUCUCACUGGACACACACUGGAAGUACCAGAUGUUGCUCAUAAAUACCUGAGUACAUGUCCUGCUUGCCUGGAAGAGUUUGGACCAAAGAUCUCAUAACUGCUAUAAACAUAUUUUUUUUUCAACUUGCCAUCAAAAGUUUCCUUGGACCAACAUUGCCAUCUACUGUCUGAUCUUGGUUAUCAUACAUUUCCACCUGCGCAACUUCUUAGUGCCUUAAUGUUUUGGUUGAAAAUACUUUCAAUGUUUUAAUCACUUUAUUAUCCCUGUUUAAUUGUGUAGCAUGCACUUUGAUGUUUUAGUAUUCCAGUAUUGUACAAUCGCUUCUG